CCGUAAACCCUAUUAGCACUCUUUACAUGACAGACAUAAAGGGCAAACUUGUAGUUCCAGGCCAGUACAUCACUUCGGCAUACAAAUUGGAUGGUUCAUCUCAAAAGCAGAUUGAACGAUAUAUUCCAGGCAAAGGUGCUAUCAUUUCCCAGAUCGAACAUGAAGACAAACAGAUUCCCGUAGUGGUAGCGACGAUUUUGGGACGAGUUAUCAUACGUGAAAUUGAAAGAGACCUCGAGAAUGACAAGGCAAAAACCAGCAGUAAUUACAACAAUAUAAAGUCCCAUGUUGUGGUGGUAGUACCCAAGUCAAACUCAUACAUUGAUUACAAUAUCGAAGUAGGUAGCAAUAUUCUAGAAGAUUCGAAUAUUUCAAUCAACUUGCCAAAAGAGAAUGAUGUAGUAUUAGUGAAAAUCACUAAGAUCACUCAGAAACAGGUUUACUGCGAGAUUCUCUCUGUUGAGGGCCAUGGAAACGUUUUGUCUGAUGGAGGAAUUGGAGCCAAUGGAGAAUUAGCUCACGAUUCUUUGCCCGCCGGUGGAGGCUCACAAAACUUAUCAAACCACCAAACGAUUGCUUCAAGCCAAGCUACAGCCUUAGGAGCACAAAGCAAUGACAUAGGUGAGAACUUCAAAGGUAUAAUAAGAUCGCAAGAUAUCAGAUCUACAGACAGAGACAAGGUUAAAGUCAUUGACAGCUACAAGCCAGGUGAUAUUGUCCGUGCUUUGAUUAUCAGUUUGGGUGAUGGUUCUAAUUACUACUUGAGCACAGCAAGAAACGACUUGGGAGUAAUAUUUGCCAAAAGUGAGAAUGGUAGUGGAAAUUUGAUGUAUCCUAUCGAUUGGCAGAACAUGAUGGAUGUUCAGUCUGGCUUGAUAGAGAAGAGAAAGUGCGCCAAUCCAUUUGCAUAGUCUUACAUAUAUAUCGAUUUUGUAUCGUAAUUAUAUAUUUAUAGAUUCUAUAUCAAAAAUUAGAAUCGUAUCUAU
Molecule: messenger RNA, 986 nt
Organism: Scheffersomyces stipitis CBS 6054
Lineage: Eukaryota; Fungi; Ascomycota; Pichiomycetes; Serinales; Debaryomycetaceae
Gene: CSL4
Product: exosome non-catalytic core subunit
Exons: 1
Coding region: 27-911 (294 amino acids)
Biological process (GO): RNA processing
Cellular component (GO): cytoplasm; nuclear exosome (RNase complex)
Molecular function (GO): RNA binding
Source: RefSeq, a predicted model, not a curated record